CACGCCCCCUUUUCACAGCAUGGACUCGUAGGCUGGCGGACGUGACCCCUAAAUCGAGCAGUUUCGACCGCAGAUUUCGGCGCAAAUCGAACUGCGACUGACGGACAUUGUGUUGCAGACCGAUGCGGACACUCAACCGCAGGACUUAGCCAAACCGGGGGCGGCAGGAAGUGGCCAUGCUGGCCCAAAAACUCAUCUCGAGGACGGCGGGUCGACCGCUGAUUCGAACCCUCUUGGUUCAACAACACGGCCUCCUCCGCACCAACAGACUGACCACUCCACUGACCCAUCUCUCUAAUUUUCAGACCCAAAACCAGCAAUUCCGGUGGCGAGAAAAUACUCAUCUGGGACAAGUUCCAAAUUUGAUCGGAUGCCAAAGCCGAGGCUUCGGGACGAGCGACCAGCCCAAAGAAAAUAAUACAAAUGAGCCCAUCGAGGAGAAGAAGCUGUCGCUGUUUCAAAAGUUCAAGCAGAUGUACAAAGAGUACUGGUACGUCCUGCUGCCGGUGCACUGCGCGACGUCGGCCGUGUGGGUCGGCUGCUUUUACUACAUCGUCCGCAGUGGCGUCGACGUGCCUUCGUUGCUGCAAACGCUUCACGUGCCGGACAAGGCCCUCGAGUUCAUCAAAAACAACUCCAGCACCGGACACUUGGCCGUUGUGUACGCCCUUUACAAGGUGGCCACCCCGGCCAGGUACUUCGUCACCGUCGGAGGCACCACCUUUGCCAUCAACAAGCUCAAGAAGUUGGGCUACAUCAAGCCGAUGCCAAACCGCGAGCAGCUCAAAGAGAUGUACCAAGAGCGCAGAGACAACUUUAAGGAGAACAUUAGUGAGCGGAAGGAAAACUUUAUGCAGAAGUUCCAAAGCAAAAAGGAAUGACUGCCAUGUACAGAUUUAUGUUAAUAUAGUGUUAAUGUUACCUUGUUGUGAGAUCAUUGGUUAAAUAAAUUAUAAAUUAUCUUAUAAUUGGUUUUGAAAUGUAGGCUCAAUUUUUGAGAAUAUAUAUUUUGCUUAUCUUGAAUUGUAUUCUUUUGAUUCUAAAUUGUGUAUUGGUGCUUUGCCACAGCUGAAGAAUUUAUCUAUAUUGAGGCUCGUGCAAAUUGAACAAUAAAAUUAUUUUGAAAACUA
Molecule: messenger RNA, 1130 nt
Organism: Neocloeon triangulifer
Lineage: Eukaryota; Metazoa; Arthropoda; Insecta; Ephemeroptera; Baetidae
Product: protein FAM210A
Exons: 1
Coding region: 177-881 (234 amino acids)
Cellular component (GO): mitochondrion
Source: RefSeq, a predicted model, not a curated record